Pocillopora meandrina is the source of this 15373-nucleotide messenger RNA. The record is from the annotation of a GenBank genome assembly. NCBI's taxonomy places the organism in Eukaryota, Metazoa, Cnidaria, Anthozoa, Scleractinia, Pocilloporidae.
AUGGCGGCAAGUCAUGAAGGUUUGCUUCGUGUUUCUUCUUCUCCAGGACAACUGCAGAUGACUUGUACAAGCGAAUUCGUCGCAUUGCCCUUAACAAAGACUAUUGUAGGAGUUUGGUGGCUUGGAGAUAUCUCGAGGAAGGUAAAGCCAAUUAAAGAUGGAGUUAGAUUUGUUACCUAUAGUUACUAACUAAGUUAACUGUAACAAUUAAAAUUUGAUGGAAGUUAUUUUGCCCUUGAUUUUGAGGUACUGAAUUUGAUUUGGUUUUUUUUUUUAAUAAGAAGUAACAAGAUCACUUGGUUUUCACGUUGAUGUUAAAAUAAAUUCACGAUUAAGCAUUUUUACUUAUCAGAAUAUUAUCGAAUCAUGUCUUCUUGAGGAUACGGACGCUGUAGGGUGUUAAAUGAACAGCUACUUUCUAGUAUAUUUUCUUAUCUUUGAAGCAUGACAAAUUUUUUUCAGAGCUUUUUAUUUCAUUGAACAUGACUCAGUAGUCGUUUGAUCUUUAGAUCCUCUCAGCCAUUCAGAAAAACGAUUGGCGAAAGCAGCUGCUAUAGCAACAACAUCUAACAUCAUGAGGAUUUUUUUUUUAUACCAUAAAACUGUUUUCUGAAUUUACAAAGAGUUAUACACUAUUCAUUUUAAGUUUUAUUUUCAGCCUUUACAGCUCUCUGGCCACAGUGGAAUAAUAAGUGCCACUUGUUUUGGACAAAAGGACAGACCUCUUCUUCUCUGCACUGCAUCAGAAGACUUUAUCUACAUCUGGAACAUUGAAAAGCUUUUGGCUAUUGACAAUAUAAGUAUGAUAUACUAAUGCAGUAUUUGCCAGAUAGUUUAUGGUUGCUAAACAAAAAAAACACUAGGGCAACAAGGGUACACGUACAAUUUAAUUUGGAUCAAGAGAAGAAUUUCUAAUGCUUUGUCUGAAGUAGGCAGUGCUUCAGAAAUGAGAAUUGACUGAAAAAGUUUGCAGCCAGUGUUUUUAGAGAACAGUGCUGAUGUACAAAUUAUAUGCAAAACAUCUAGAAUAAACUAUGGGAAUGAGGCAGACACUCCAUGCAUGACAAAAUUUUAUGUUAAUGUGUCAAACAAUUUGAAGCUUCAACUUAACACUCCCCCCCUUCCCUGAGCAGCCCAUGGGCAGGGUUCGACAUUAACUUUUGAGGUAACUUGCCCCAUUGGGCAACUGCCAUUUAAUUUUUAGUUGCCCCCCAAAAACUGUACUUGCCCUGUUCUAAAAGGUAGUUGCCCACUGACAUUUUACCCGCCAUUUUGAACACAUGUGCAUUCAAGAUCUUUCUGUGCAUCCUCUCAUGAAGUGUACCGCUGACAUGAGUGACGCAUUUGCGAUCUCACUCCCUGACGAGCGUUGAAAAUCAAGGUGCUUUUACUGUUUAGCUACAUACAAAAAAGACAACUUUUCUUGGUUUUCUGUUUUCUGUUUUCUUUAUUAUUUCUAAGUGAUUUAAAUUAUUAUUUUUAUUAUUACUUCCAAGUUCCAGCAGUUGCCCUGUAUGGAGGAAGCCAGUUGCCCACUGGGGCAACUGGCCUGAAGAUUUCAGUUGCCCAAGCCAAAUUUUACAUGCCCCGGGCAAUAGGACACCCGUUAGUUUCGAACCCUGAUGGGUAUAGGCCAUCGUAUGUGCAGGGGAGUGGGGAAUGGAAUGUGAAUCUUGCCUAUGGUGGGGUGGGGAAUUUGCAUCAGAAGUGUUAAGUCUUUCUGGCAGAAUACAAAUGUUGUAUCUUUAAAUUUGGUGGUUAGGGUAAAUAUUUAGAUAUACCCUGGAAUUUGGGGUAAAUAUUUCAUUUGUGCUAGUAAAUAGCUCAAAAGAAAAGGUCUGAUGUUUUGAGUGUUAGCCCUUUUUCAGAGUGAAUGACAAAAGGUUAACUCUCUGACAAAGGGCUUAAACACUCAAAAUAUCAGCUUUGUAACUCUUUACAGUUGCCAAUUCAUGUUAUCAACUCAAUUGAUGAAACUUAAUCACCCUUUUAUACUCUCCCACUGACACAGCACCACGGUUUCUUUAGAAAAUGACCCCUGUCAUUCAUUUUGCCAAGUUAGAAAGCUUGGUUGAUGUGUAGAAAGUGAUGGUCACUGAUUUUACCUUCUGCAAAAAAAUUGGGUGGUGUACUUGAAUACAAUUUUUUGUUGCCAGGAAGGGAAUUUGAAUGAACCAAAUCUGCAUAUUAAAAGUUCAAAUGAUGGGGAAAUUACCAGGAAGGGGAUAUGUCAAUGCUUCAAAUUGAAUGAAGCAUAAGUUUGAAAAUUAAAUUACAGUGUCGAGAAAAUGAUCCAUUGAAUGGCCUCCCUGGUUAGUUCUAAUCAAUAGACGUCAAUAUUGAACAUCUUUAUAUUUCAGCUAGUGAUCAUAGCAGUGGGAUACCAGUUGGUAAAGACCUGGGACAUGUCCAACAUCUUAGCUUUAGCAUGACUGACAGGUUGAUUACGGCAUGUAUUGGGAGAGAAAUAUGGGUCAUUAACAUCCAGGUAUGUCAUUUCAGACUUGCAGUAUUUAUAAUACAAACUUGUAUUUUUUUGUCAGUUCAGAAAUAUAUUUGAUACCUUUCUUAUUUUUCAUAUUAUUAGACUAGCAAACUGGACACUCUGUUGGAGGGCCACACCAGCAUUGUAACAUGUGCAGAGUUUCCUCCUAAAAAUGAGUCAAUCAUUGUGUCUAUAAGUGAAGACAGAACUUUUAAGGUAUGUUCAAUGUACAUGCCAGUGUAUUAUAUACUUUAGUAAACUUAUAUUUUUCUUGGACAAAGCAUUGCAGCAGGAAGUAAUCAGGGAAAGUUGUUACAUUGAGCACUGAACAUUUUUUAAGCAGGAGAAAUGAUUUAAGACUUUUCACAAUGACAAUUAUCAUUAUGAUAAUACCAACAUGCAUGCAAUUAUCUAACGAAUAAACCCUGACAGGAAUUCAGUACAUUAAAAGAUAAUGUACAAGCUGAACAUUUAUCACUGUCCUUUCAAUCCCAACAGUUAUCAUUAAUUGUGCUUAAGGUAGAACAACAUUUUAUCAUAAUAACUAUCUUUCAGAAAUGUUUUUUUUAACUCACCACCUGAACUACUGAUAUUGUGUAAUCACUCCUAGGAGUGAAAAGGUUAAAUUAUUAUCAGUUGGCUGAGACAUUUCAGAUCCUGUGGAAGUUUGAAAUACUACAAACACCACUGUAGUUGUAGCUUUGUCAUUUACACAAUAGCUCUGGAUAGUGGAUGAUCCUUAAUUUAGCUUUGUAAGAAUCAUCUUAGGGAAGAGAGAAUAGUGAGAAAAGGAAAGCAAUUUCUUUUUCUUUUCCCCAGUUUCAAACUUACUCUUACAAAAAUUUAGACAACUCUCAGAAAAUUAAAGUGCAUUAACUGCAUACUUGCUAGGCUUAUAGUUAUGAUUCUUGGCCUAAAAUUAAAGAUGUUAUAAAACCUAAUUAACAGUUUGCUUACACUUUGUCUGCAUCAAAUUUAUGACUCAAGGUGUGGAACAUUGAGCAGUCAUGUUUGGUGUACCAGUCAGCCAUUUUGUCAGGUAGGGUUAAAAUGUAUUUGCUUGAAUAGACCAAGGAAACAUUCAAAUUACCCUUGGAAUCAGUUCUUUUUUUUAUCCUUAGAGUAUACUCCUUGCAAGUUAUUCAGACUUUUUUUAAUGAAUAAACUAGAAACACAGUAGAUUAGUAAGAAAUUUCCCUAGCAUUUAUCCCCUUCAGUUCAGAAUAAAUUUCAUGAUCAGUUUUUUUCUGGCAUGUAAAGGCAGAAAAUUGUUCAAUUAUAGUUGCAAAUUUGCUUUGAGUUUAGGAUUUGUAAUCUAACUUAUGAAUACCUUAUUUUCAGCUCAUCCAUUCCUUUCACUUGCUAUGGAUUCUGUUCAAGAACAGAUGGCAAUUGGUUCUGCUGAUGGGAAGGUAACAAGUCACAGAAUUAUAAGCCUGCAACCAAUUAUCACUUUCACAUAGAGAAAUACUGACUCGUGUGAAUUUUUUUUGACUUUUAAAGCUUCACUUGUAUGACCUAACUUACAAUGGUGGUUACCGAUGCUUGUAUGAACUGGAUGUUAAUCAGCUGAUGCAAAAAUAUUGGAGUCAAAAAGAAACUAUAGCAGAAACAUCAAAGAAUGGGCCUUCGUUUAUAAACAGUCAGCCAACCUGGCAAAGUAAAAGUACCCCAGAUGAAGGAAAUGAAGUUGUUUUGGAACCAGGAAUGGCUGUACUUGCUGUCUGCUUCAUAACAAACCCUCUUCAAGAAAGUGCUAGACAUAGGGAUGCAGGAGCACACAGGGUCCUUUUUGGCUCACACACUGGAUCAGCCAUAAAGUAAGAACAAAGAUUAAUAUGUGAGCCAACAAAGAUUAAUAUGUGAGCCAACAAAAAUCUACUUCACCACACAGUUGUAGACUUCAAAUCAAGAAGUUUGGAAUCCAGGCUGGCUAGUAUUUUAUGUUAUAUAAUUAUUGAUAUUGUUUGAAUUAGGGUUCUUAAACUUGCAGUCAAGUUACAGUGUAUCUCUUUCUCCACUUGGCCAGUAUUAUGUAUUAACUAUUUUGCAUUAUUUAUUUAGAGAAGAAUUCAUUAAAUGUAUGAAAAUUGAGUCUGUUGAUCAGUUGACCUUAGAGGGCCAAUUCUGAGACUGAAAGGGUUUUAGAAACUAAAUUAUUCUCUACUCCAUUUAACAAAUAGAUUCCAAGCUGCCAUGUGUCUGUUCAGUAAUAGAUCACAGAUGAUGUCAAAAUGAGGUAAGAACAAAAAAGUGGCACACGAGGCGCAGCGGAGUGUGUCACUGAUGUUCUUACCACAUUUUGACAUCCUCUGUGAUCUGUUACUGAACAGAUGCACAGCAACUUGGAAUCUAUUUGUUUUAUGUAAUAAAGAAUUUUAAAAAGUUUUAAUGAUGAUGUCAUCUAUAUGUCUGUCCUCCAAAGAUCAUAAGUGAGAACCAAUCAGAAUGCAUGCAUAACUGAGCUUAUUAUAUGAUUUAUGUUCAAACACCAGACAUCUUUUGUGUGUUUUCUUGUUAAAGGGAUGUGUUUCAUGUGUCCUCCAUUGUGGCCAUAGCAACAACAGCUGCCAUUGUAUUGUUGAACUGUGACAGCAGGGAGCCACUGUAUGUUCUGGACUUUCAAGGUAGUCUUUUACUCGAUACACAAUAAAUCCUUUGGCCCCUAAGUGUGACUAGCAUCUAAUUUCUCGUUAUGGUAUCACCCCUGAAUCAAACAUGGAAGUCAUGAGAAGAGAGGAGAUGAUCACCAACUAAAACAGCUCUCGAUUGUGAAACAAAUUCUCCUUGUCAGCCUCUUUGGAAAUGUCUGGAGAAAAGUAAGGAGAAUGUGCAUACUGAUGUUAGGGUUAAGGGUUAAUGGUUUGAACUCAGGAGUAAUGGUCAAUUGUGUGGUCUUAUCAUGUGUAAGUGAGUGACAUCCCAACAACCUGAAGAAUCAUGUCAUAAUAACUAUUGGCAUUGGAGGAAGAGCAGGGGCUUAUCCCCCCUCCCCCCCCCAAACAAAAACUCUGAACUUUGGGGGAGAAGGACAGGGUGAGGGACCCUCCCCCCACACUCCACCUCCUGCAUACAUGCUUUGAAUUAAAAUUCUUAUUGCAAGAGCAGCUUAAAACUUUUUUGUCUCACAGUUUGUUUUAAUUUUUCCAUGAGGUUUGUACUGCAUAAGAUAAUUUGUCUACUUAUGCAUUGAAUAAGUGGAUUACAGCCACAGUAGAAACUGAUGAUCUUGCAAAGAGGCUUGCUUGUGCCAACUAACUGUAAAGGACAUUUCUAGAAAUUUUGUAGGGCUUUGGUCUUGUCUUAGGCUACUGCCCAUGAUGUCAGACAAUUGGAUAACAUUACGUACAACUUCUUUGAAAGUAUAGCAAUUAUAAAAUCAUAAAAAAAUGUCAUUGAGUCCAGAAAUAGUUAGAGGGCUGUAGAAGUAUGUCAGUUUUCCGACAUCAAGGAUGUUGUCAGUUUUCUUACAGAUAUAUAGAAACUUUUAUGGCACAUUAAGUGCAGGGGAUGACGUUUUUAGACAGCCUCACAAGUUUCAGUUCAAAACUAACAUUAAUGAAUUAUUCAAUUUGUGAUUAAUAUUGCAGAGCCUAUUUUGUCCAGUAGCGAGUUAGAUGAUGUUCAAUAUCACAUCUCGACUCCUGGUUCAUUUGCGUUUGCAGAGAGGCCUGAUGGCAAUGUGAGUACAAAACUGGGAAAUAAUCGAAAGACAAAUGAUAAAUAAAUGUUGGACAAUUUGCCUCAGAAUGUAGAGCCUCCAUCAGUUCUAAAGUGAAGCUAUCAAUUAGCUGUCAAUUAAUCUCUUCUCUGUUAUACAGGUGCCACCAGUUUUAUGUUUAUUCUUUCAAGGCAGACUUUCAGAUAUUUACUUUUCUCUUCUUGUUUCAGAUGAUUUGUUUGAUUGGCAGCUUGUUUCAAAAUACGGUGAAUGUUGUCAAAAUCAGGAAGCCAAAAACUAACACGGAGACAGAGAAUGUCCAUCAGGUUAACAGCGUUCAAUGAACAGCAUUUUUGUCAAUUUUGUUUGUUUAAGUCCUUGUUUACUGUUGAGCAGGUAGCAGAAGUGCGCGGAGGUGUUGUAAACGUGUCUCUAACAGCCCACUAACCUGGUCUCGGAUUGGACCGUCAGUUGAAACAACCAAGGGGAGAAAACAAACAAACAACAAUUACGAUAAAACUGAGCUUUAAAGAAGAAAAUUCAUGAAGUGUCAGAAUUUCUUUAAUAAUUUUGUUAAAUGUUGGGAAAAGGACUCCGAUAUAAUGAACACAGUACCAAUUCCGUCAAUCCUCAUCAAAUUACGGUUCUACUUUUAAAGUUCUACUUUUUUUUAAACCUUAAAUUUAUGUUCCUUAUUCAUGUAUAUAUUGUGGUUCAAUUUUAUCCUUGGUUCAAAUUUUAUUUUCUUUUGUUUUUGGGUAUUGUAAUGUAUGAUAAUGAGUUUGAAACAGAGGAAAAUAUCAUUUCAACCAAGGAUAAAAUUGAACCACAACAUAAACACGACUCCCUAUUUUUCCGCCAUCAAAAUAUUCUAUUGCACGUUAGGAGAGAGGAUGCUACCUUUUGUUUCUUCUCGUAGAAUAAAGCUCCAUUCGAAAGAAAUGCCGCACGAAUAUUUUUAACCGCUAUCCUUUUGCAUUCUCUCCUUGUAGGAUUUGCCUCAAAGACUGUCACAGUCUGUAGGUUUAAGUUCCCAUAGUGACCAGGCUGAAGUGACGUCACCCAUGGGAGGCGCCGAGAUGGCAACCAGCACCGUCACUGUCCUCUCUAAGUAUGAUUACUAUGGCAACAAGAGUGUCAAAAUCAAAUUUCCCUUUACAGUUGAACGAAAACAAGCUUAGCGACCAAUCAAACUUCAUGUACAUAUCAAGACGGACCAAUUAAAACUCAAAGCUAACACACAUGACCCGUAAAUGCGGCUGAUGUGGUUGUGAGUUUGUUUGUUACUGUCCUGUCAAAAAGAGAAACAACCGCAACUUUGUUUACGAUGUACAUCUGAAAAACUGACUUAUCGUGAAUUGGGAAGAAAAUUUUACCUCUGCGUUUUGUUUGCAGUGCUCCGCUGUGUAGUAAUUCGCCUUUAAAAGCAGAGCUUGUUCCAAAAACAGCAACCAAACUGCGGCAGAAACAAAAAUCUUCUAGCAAAGGUUAGUUGAGUCCAUAAUUGACCUCAUUAAUCGUAGGGUAAAAUCAAUUUCCUAGUAUGUACUUUUUUUCUUUCUCGUUCCUUUCAUCUUACAUGACGACAAGCAUUUUGAUGAGCAAGUUUAGUUGUGACCAUUUUGACCUUUCUGCCGCAGAGAGCGAGUCUCACCUGUUCAAAGUUACCUGCUGUAUGUUUUUUCAUCCUUUUGUUUUUCAUUUUCUAGAUGUGAAAACAAGAGUUCUUGAUCAGCCUCUAACAUUCCAUCCAAAAGUGAAAUCAUCUGGUUAUUCAUCUUCAGCACCAAGGUAAAUUUCUUUCGUUCCUUAUGUCUUCCUCAUCAGUUGGUUUUCUUUCUUUCCGAAACAGACGGUAACUCCCAAGAGUUUUGAAAUUCCGACGACGCUCAAUGCUGUCGUUUCACAGGGCUUUUGUAAUGAAAGCAGUGUACUAGGAUUUUCAAUUACUGUUGUGCCUAAAGGCUGACUUGCUAUUGUUGGUGCGAAUGAUGCAACCAUUUAAGGAGUCAGUUAGAGCUACGGCGCAAAAUAAACGUCUCCUAAAGGCAAAAAACCCUGCGAUCAUUUUCUAUCUCAAAAAGUGUUCAAUUAGGGAGGGGUAGAAAAUUUUGGUUGAACCAUGAUAUUGCGCUGAGGCUAUAAUUUGAACUCAUAUUCAGCCUGCAUUAUUGAUCUUCUUUUUAUCAGGUCCAAAAUGUUUUCACCGAACACAAGCGCUUCAAAGCCAAAACCAUCUGCAUUCCCGUCGAAAAAAGUGACUUCCACUUCUCUGAGCACUGGGUGAGUGAAGAAUUAUACAAAUAAUGAAUAGAUUGGUAGCCGUUUGUUAUAUCUCUCAGUACGAAGCAAGAGCUGUGGAGAUAGAUUGAAAUCAGGUAGGGUGUGCCUCCCUCGAGAAGAUAAACAACCUCUGGAUUGUUUUUGUUUUUGUUUUUUUUUCUCACUGAACAAGUUGAGUAAAAUUAUCUGCAAACGUUCUGAUUCUCGACCCAGCAAUUUAACGCUGCUUUCGCUCUCUUGAGAAAAAAUCAAAGCAUAAGUUGUCUGAAUUGUGCAAGAAAUUUCAUCAUUAACAACAUAUUGAAUCAUCGAAUAGGGAACAAACAGCACUCGCCAGGAGGAUUUGUAGCCUCUGAAGUUUCAAAUUGUUCUAUUAAUUUCUUUCUAAGGGCGUCAUUAAAGGAAUACCCAAUGGAUAGUGAAGCACCCACCAACUUGGAGCAUAAACUGUGGCUUACUGAGAAACCAACCCCCAUAAACUGCAUCGUGUUUUCAGGUACGCUUGUGAACAGGAGUGUUCAAGGUUUUAAGUAAGAAGAUCACAAAAAUAACUACCUAUGCGCAGUCAAGACAUCUAACCAACAGAAAGCGCUGGAAAACAAAUGAAAGAAGUGCGACAAAAAUUGUAUCAAGUGUGAAGCGCCGGGAAAAAUAGAAUCUACUACAGGAAGAGCGGAAAACAUACCAAACAUACUAUAGUCAAAGUGCCGUCGACGUCGAAAGGACGCUAGAUGUUUUUCAAAGGAUGUCUCUUUUAUUUCCUCUGUUUACACUUGCAGACGAUGGAAAGCAUAUCGCAUGUGGUCUGGCUAACAAGAGUGUUCAUAUGAUGAGACCUCCUCCCUCGAGCAAGGAGAGAGUGUUUACAGGUGAGAAAACUGAUUCUUUUCAAACUCUCGCCUACUCUGAAUGAGUAGCUGGCUUAGAAAAGAGGCAAUGAAUGGUUACUAACUGAAUUAUUCCAAAACGAUUCGUACCCCAUAGUAGUUUUGUUCUUGAUGUUGUGGAAGGACGGCUGAAGCAAGGAAUAAAGCGUCAGCGAAUUAUGGCAAAUGAAUCUUAUUAUUCAUUAGUCUCCAUUUCCGCCAGCUCUUCAAACGUUGUAUUUGUUUCAAACUGGAAAUUCUUGUGAAUUUUCUAAUUUGUACUGAGACUUACAAAUGUUAUAACUGACUAACUCACUCGCUGAAGUAGUGACACACCCACGGGCUGAGAUGUCGAUCGAUUGAUUGGUUGGUUGGUUGAUUGACUUAUUACCUGGUUCAUUGACUAAUCGACAAGGUAUGUGAAAUGACCGAUUGCACCGUUAAGUCAAAGUUUUAUUCCCGCCCUCUAACUAGUAGAAUUCCUUUUCAAAAGCAAAACAACUGGUAAAAUCUCCAACAAAUGUGACUCGCAACAUUUCUGUCUUAUCUCUGUUGUCAGGACAUGACGGAUCAGUGACCAGUGUUAGCUUCAGUCAUGACAGCCGCUGGCUGAUGACGUCAUCAAGUGACAAGACUGUCAGACUGUGGAGCCCCGCCCACUCGGAUCCUGUGAUGACAUUCUCAUCUGUCAAUCACAACUUUUCCUCAGAACUUAACAGCUCUACAAAUGUUAAGGUAGGCGUAGAUGAUAAUUGCACAUGAAGUAUCAACCUCCAUAUUUUGGCACUGUGUCUUUGGUGUCUUACUUGUUCCUUUCCACUAUAAAUCUGACCGGCAUCCUGAAAUCAAUCAAAGCCCAAACAUUUCCUUUUCAUUGUAAUCUUCCUUUGGGCACUCCUAGUUCUCCCGCCUUUCGUGCUGAUGUCAAUGUUGACAGUCUUGUCAAGAGAUUGGUUUUUUUUAAUCUCGUGGACCUGUUCAUCACCAGCUUCAAGCUAGGUUCGACUACCAGCUGCCGUUCGGGAAUAUGAGCCCGCGCAAAACCCCCCCCCCCCGCCCGAACCCACUGGGGAGGAGCGCAGACCGGCGGAAAUAGAGCCUCAUGAUAUCACGUUUUUUCUAUGAUCUAAUGUUAAGAUUUUCCUCUUCGACAGGAUAAUCCUCCGUUUUCCAAGGAAAUAACUCAAGCUAAAUUUUAUUAUGUUGACAAAUUCGUCUUUCUAGCAAGUGGCAACGGCCUUCACAUGUACAAGUACCACAUUGACACCGGGCAAAAAGAUGACGUCAAAAGGUUUGGUCAACAGCGUAACAAAUUUUGCAUAGGCGUAAAACAGUGUAGAAUAUAUAUGUUUGAAAGCGAGUUGUGAUAUAAAAGCUACUCACAUUUAAGUUUUGUCUUGCAUGUUUUCUUUUUAGGAUCUAAAAUAAUGACAUAUUUUUGUAUGUAGAUACCAAACAAACAAUAAAUACAAGUUGGUGAAAAUAUUUCAGCAGGAAAAGGCUCAGCAAAUUACCUGUUUCUCUGCCAUCAACGGAUUUCACUCCUGUAUCCUUUAUUAAUGUGAAAACUUUAGUAAAAACCCCUAAGAAAUUCCAUUCGCGAGUCGAAAGAGCUCUUUCACUCGUUAGUGAACGACACUUAGAGAACACGCGUCAUUCAAGCACGACUUGACCACUAGAUCGUCGUUGUGGCCUUCUAUUUACUCAACUAGGUUUCACCUUUUAUCUCUUUUUCUUUAUUCAAAAUAAAACAGCAGCAUGAAAAAAUUCACUUUCUGUAUUGCUCAAUUCUUACACGAGGAACUAUUUGAUUCUUUUUUGUUUUCGCUUUUUCUUUACUUCUUAUUCAAAAUCUGAAGCAAAUUGAAGCAAAGCCGCUCCAGUUAAUGGUUUCCUUGACAUACGCUCCAGACAUAGUGUUAUGCUGUGGUUCCAAUAAGUCAAUCCAGGUCUUUGAUAUGAACGCAGCUCGUACAGUCCGAGUGAUCCUGGAUUCCCACACUCGCCCCGCACACACCAUAUGUCAAAAUGAGGUAGGUUGCUCUGAAAAUGUUUGUUCUCCUUCCCAAUUCAAGCCACAAAUAGUUAAAAUUGGGAGUAGUAGUUUGCUAGGUUUAGAGAGUGCGCUUUAGACUUCAUGUACAAUCUAACAGCGUGUCAAAAUAUAACCUUCCCUCCCUCCCUCCCCCCCCCCCCCCAAGUUAAAAUGUCGAGAGCCCUCAGAUGUCACUAUCAUCUUUCAAUGGUCCAAAUAUUUCCAAACAAUCGCCGUGCAAAUCCCAGAACGGUUUUAUACUCGAGAAUCUCGCAGUCCUUAACAAAAACUCACUGACUUUUUAUGCCUGUGUAUAUUACAUAAGUUGCUCAGUUUAUUUUAUCUCUGUUCCCUUUUUUAUGUGGAUUUGAUUCUAGGGUUCACUGUUUGUUUCACACCCUCCAAACGCGUACGACCUCUUCUUAACAGCUGCGGUUACUGAUGGAAUAAAAUUAUGGGACUUACGCACCAACAGGUGCGUUCGCCGGUAUGAUGGUCACGUGAACAGAUCGCAGCCAGUCGGGGUGGCUAUCAGUCCGUGCGCAAGAUUCAUUGCAACUGGUUCUGAGGACAGAUCGGUAUGAAUCUACGAAUUUUUUAUUCUUAAAAAAAAUAUAUAUAUAUAUAUUUUUUUUUUUCUUUUUUUAAUGACACCAAGAGUGCAUUACUGAGGCAUCUUAGUCAGAUUCGCCAUAGCGACCAAGGCCGGGUUGUUCAAAGCUGGGUUAAGAUAACCCAGGGUUAGUGUAAAAUUUUAUUUAAGAUCUGAAAGUUUGAAAAAAAAUUCAGCUUAAAUCUUUUUGUCCUCAAUUUGUUGAUUGAAUGCUCUAAAAAUAAAUGAAGAAAAUUGUCCUCAAACAGCUUUUGAACAGAGAAGUAUAGAAACCUAGAUUAAAAUUUAACAGUGGGUUAGCGCUAAUCGGCCUUCGAAGAACUGGGCUCAGAGAGUUACUCCUUCUCCCUGAUCAGUUACUUAGUCUACUUCGGGUAAGCUUUUUUAACGUGCCAGUUAUAUUCCAUAAUUGUGUGCUUGAACCCAUUUAUACUUCCAAGUAUAGAGAGGCACUGUCGUGCAUAAGACCCAAAUACACUUUCACUCGGCCAAGACUGGAACCCAAACCUCUCUAUCCAGUGUCUAGCGCGGUAAAUAGAAGGAGCCGCCCAUCUCUAAAAUGCGCCUAACGAACUCGCCCAUCUGCAUGCUUAAGUCACAUGAAAAGAAAAAUUCGAAAAAUAUUUCACGCUUAGCUUGACAAAUACUUUAUUUUAUUGUUGGAGCAUGGUACUCAAGGUUUGUUAGGGUAUAUCGUUGUUGUUUUUUUUUAUUGUAUUUUUUUUUUCAGCUUUGUUGUCGUUAUUAUUUUUCUUUGUUUUUUCCCUUUGAAAGAGAACGAAGAAAUAUCAACGCAAAAUUUAUUUUCGAAGUAAACGUCUCAAGUUAAAUAAAAAUUGGAAAAAAAGGCAAAGUCACAAUUGAUUUAGAGUACCUAGCAAAAAUCAGCCGGCCAGUAAAUACAGCCAAGAAAAUUACAAAAUAUCUAAGGGAAACUAUAUUACCGCGUAAUGUUAUGGUAAUCGUAUACCGUUGAGCUUUUCAUGUCGCGUGCUUCAGCUUAAGGGCACGUGAAUCCCUCAAGAUACCCUUGUAGUAAUUACGUAUGUCGGAAAUGUUGUUUAUGCGUGAAAAUAUCGUAAAACAACAUUACAUAUACAUGUAGGGCUGUUUAUCAGUAGAAACACUUCCGUAAUAUUCAAUGAACACAAAGCUGACCAGUAUGCAGUACGAUUGUGUACCUUAAACCCUUUGUUUUUCAACAUUUUGAGCUCGGUAUGAAUUGAAAUAAAAAGUGUUUUGCUUUUAUAUACCUGAGAGAUACACACAUGUGUCGCCAAAAGCAUGAUCUUAUGCACUUGACUUAUCGUCUGCCUAACACAUACAUCUUCAAAUGUAACCUACUUAGACGUAAAUAGCUCUUAGAUCUGUUUUGAAGAUUUUUUUUUGGGAACGUUAGAAAUGUCAAUGAAAUCAAAUCAUAUGUUUGCGAAAUGAGGGGUAUUUUGUCUGUCAGUGCAACUAAAAAUGGCUUCCUUUUAGAAAUUUUGCCACUGGACUAUUAUGUCUGUAAUUGUCCGCGAGGGAAAUCGUUGUUAUUUUCAAAGUUGUGAAAUACCAAACAUGAUUUAUAGUCGGCAGAAUUGCGUGGGAAGAAGGCGACGCCCAAUAUUACAAGCCUCUCCCAUCCUGUUGCUUCUUGUUUCAUCAAUAAACGCCUGUGUUCAGCGGAGGAAUGAAUAAGUGAGUCAUCCGAGUGGGCGUUGUUUUUUCUCUCCAGCUGUUUGUAGAUGAAACCUAUCUUCUUGGACGAGUUUCUUCGCAAAUAUCAAUGCUGACUGAUGUACAUAGAUACGGAAUGAAAACGAUCAGUUACAUCGAGCAAUGUGCGACUUAGUCUACGAGUCGAAAAAAUAAAGGUUCAUUAAGAAUUAAAGAGAAAUGCAACUUCUGCAUUUUUAGUUGAAAUCAUUUUACUCAAAUUCGUUUUUUGUGGUUGUCAAAUUUUGGUUUCUGAGUUCACAUGUUUUUUGUAAUAUAAGCUAAUCUGUAGUUUUAUCAAAACUUAGCGUGGGACUUUGUACUUUAAACGGAUGCUCUUGAAACUCACUCCAGUGUGACUCUAGGAAAAUAAAAUAGCAAUAUCCCAAUUUCAGAAUGUCUAGGAGCUAAGAUUCUAAUCUCAUGGUAAUAUUAGCUUGUCUGUGGUUAAAACCCAGGAUUGAGAUCAUGUAAACGAAAGCUCUGGGAAAUUACUUUCAUGUGACCCUAAAACAAGAAAAAGAUUUUUUUCUUUGUCCCACAAUCGUGACAAGACGAAAAAAAAACAUUUUUCUCUAUUUCUUUACCGAGCUCAAAACUUACCAUCUCUCUUAUUUCUAUUUACAAACAUUACGCUAUCGACAUUUCUGAUCCUAGCAGUAUGCAGGACGCGUGUCCUAUGAACUUCGUAAAAGAACUCGCUCACCGUGGAGUCUCAGUGGUAGAGCAUCAGAGCGCGGAAUCCGAAGGUCUGAGGUUCGAUUCCUCAUGGGGACUCAGAAUCUUUUCUUUGUCCCACGCUCGUGACAAGACGAAGAAAAAAACAUCUUUCUUUAAGAAAAAAAGUUUUCGAAUUCCCGGAACUUAUGGUCACAUUUAUCUUUUUUUAUGAUAAGGGCCUUAGUGAAACCCCAACUUUUCAUGAGCAUCGACGUAUAUUCGUAAACUAAAGAAAACAUGUACAAUAUUUUUUUUCGUUUUCAGGCCUACCUUUACGACAUUCGAGGAAAUACAUUUUGUCAUCGGCUCACUGGUCACACAGACGCGGUAUCUGAAGUAGCCUUUCAUCCUGCACAACCUCAGGUGUUAAAAAGAGCCCUGUACAUUAAGAUAUACGAUUGACACUUUUUGUAUGUCUGACAUAGCAGUGAGCCUUCAUUACGCAUUUGGCUAUUGAAUGAGGGCGAAGCGAACUUUUAGAAGCGAACUCUUUGAAGCAAACUUUAUCUGAUAAAAGCUGUUGUAAUUUUUAUUUCCUAUUAAGUUUAGACUGCAUCCGAUUUCGAUUUUUUUGUAGCAGGGUCAGUUUUAAAGAACUUUCGGAGACUUCAAAUAACCGAAAAAUAAUAAUAAAAUUUCAAACAAAGGUAUUUCCUGUUUUUAGUUCGGAACCAAUUACCAGCCAAUACCGCUCCUCUUAAAAACCGAGUGAAGGAGGUGAAGAAAUAAAAUCAGUCAAAACUUCAACCCACAUUUCGUUCUGCUGGUUGCGUCAACCCCAUCUCUGACUAAUCCGGUGAUUUUGGAAACUAGAACAUACAAGUAAUUUUGCUUUCAAUGUCUGCAGCCCUACAUAUAAGUCAGAGUUAACCUAGCGUAAGACAAGGUCGUGUAUAAGCAAGCGGUACAUAUAUUAACUCAAGUAUUUUUCCUUUUUCAUCACAGCUUGUAACGGCUUCUCAGGACGGACGAUUACGGUUUUUCUCCGAUCACGGUUAACAGGUUUGAG